GGCGCUGCGCUGGUCUGAGUGAACAGAGCCGCCUUAAAGGAGGCAGCCCGCUGAUGUCAGCGUCAGAGAGACAGACCCGCCGCCGGUACAGCGCUGCUCCGCUCCGCCGUUUCAAAUCUCCAUCUGCGCUGCUGCUCUCCUCACUUUUCUUCAGCUCAUGUCUCGCCUGCAUUCACGGGAGUAGCUUAUUUCAGCCUCUUCGCAGACACAUUUCACUGAGCUGUGCCAGUUAAUACCUGAGCCAAAUCCUUGCCUCAGGGAGAGAAAGGUCUGAAUGUCAUUGGGCUUGGGAAAAGAGAGGGCUGAGAAGGGACUUUGGCAUUUAUCCCAGCGACAAUAAAGGAUUUAACUCUAAAAGACAGCUGUUAAAUGGUUCCACCCUGUGUGAGGAGGUCUCUGCUGCUGUUACUCCACAUCCAGGCCUACCCCACCCUUCCUCCCCCUCUGCUAUCGCAGGGCAGCCACAUAAGCGUUGGCUUGAUUCCAGGGAGGCUCCGAUCCUGCAGCCACGUCAAUCACGUCUUCACCGCUGGCUGCGGGGCGGCCCUCGUGGCCGGGAUGCCACUGUGUGCCGUGCCAGUCCACAGUGGACGGUGAGGGACAGGAGGAGGGGACCGAGUGCAGGAGACUGAGAGGAGGCCCGCACCAAACAGGAGAAAUGAACCUCUGCUGGAAUGAGAUCAAACGCAAGUCCCACAACAUCCGGGUGCGGCUAGAGGCCUUCUCCGAUAACAGCGGGAAGCUGCAGCUCUCUCUGCAGGAGAUCAUUGAAUGGCUGACAGCCAAGGACGAGGAGCUGUCAGAGCAGCUGCCCAUAGGAGGCGACGUGGGGGCCGUCCAGCACCAGAGGGAGUUCCACCAGGUAUUCAUGGAGGAUGUCAAGUCUCAUGGGCCGUUCAUCUACUCAGUCUUGGAGUCUGCCCAAGCCUUUCUGGCUCAGCAUCCCUUCCAGGAGCCAGAGGAGACCCUGACCGAUGGAAAAGAGGUGUCUCCACGCCGGCGAAUCUUAAAUGUGAGCCGCUCAGUGUGGAAGCAGGCAAACGUGGCCAGUGACCUGUGGGAGAAGCUGACAGCACGCUGUGUGGACCGCCAUAGACACAUGGAGAGGACUUUAGAGCGUCUACUCCAAAUCCAGGCAGCAAUGGAGGAGCUAGCAGUGGCCCUGGAGCAGGCAGAGGGGGUAAGAGACGCCUGGGAGCCCGUCGGAGACCUCUUCAUCGACUCUCUGCAGGACCACAUAGACGCAACUAAGUUAUUUAAGGAGGAGCUGACCCAAGUGAAGGAGGGCAUGAAGCACAUCAAUGAUUUGGCCCACCAGCUGGCUAUCUCCGAUGUCCAUUUGUCGAUGGAGAACACCCGCGCCCUGGAGCAUCUUAACAGCAGAUGGAAAGUGCUUCAGGCUUCCAUAGAGGAACGGCUGAAGCAGCUCCAGGAUGCACAUCGAGACUUUGGCCCCGGAUCGCAGCACUUCCUUUCCAGUUCAGUGCAGAUACCGUGGGAGCGUGCCAUCUCCCCCAACAAAGUGCCCUACUACAUCAACCAUCAGGCCCAGACAACGUGCUGGGACCAUCCAAAGAUGACAGAACUGUAUCAAGCACUGGCGGAUCUGAACAACAUCAAGUUCUCAGCAUACAGAACAGCCAUGAAGCUGCGGCGAGUUCAGAAGGCUCUGAGAUUGGAUUUAGUGGCACUGAGUAGCCUCGGGGAGGUGUUUCGGGAGCAGGUGCUGCAGCAGGGGGAGCAUGUGAUGGACGUGGUGGAGAUGAUCCACGGCCUGACGGCUCUGUAUGAGAGGUUGGAGGAGGAGAGGUCCGUCCUGGUCAACAUUCCACUUUGUGUCGACAUGUGUCUCAACUGGCUGCUCAACGUCUAUGACAGUGCUCGUAAUGGCAAAAUGCGAGUUCUCAGCUUCAAGAUGGGAUUGGUGAGCUUGUGCAAUGCAGACGUCCAAGAGAAGUACAAAUAUUUAUUCCGUCAGGUGUCUGGUCCUGGAGGUUUGACAGACCAGCGUCACCUCAGCCUGCUUCUCCAUGAAGCCAUCCAAAUCCCCCGCCAGUUGGGUGAAGUCGCUGCUUUUGGGGGCAGCAACGUGGAGCCCAGCGUCCGCAGCUGCUUCCGUGUGGCCCCAGGGAAACCUGCAAUUGAGGUGUCUCACUUCCUGGAGUGGAUGAGCCUGGAGCCACAGUCAAUGGUUUGGCUGCCUGUCCUCCACCGUGUGGCUGCUGCAGAGUCGACCAAGCACCAGGCCAAAUGCUAUGUCUGCAAACAGUGUCCCAUCAAGGGCUUCAGGUAUCGCAGUCUGAAGCAGUUCAAUGUGGACAUCUGCCAGACAUGUUUUCUAACCGGCCGCACUACCAAGGGAAAGAAGCUGCACUACCCCAUCAUGGAGUACUACACACCAACAACCUCGGGAGAGAAGAUGAGGGACUUUGCCAAGACUCUGAAGAAUAAGUUCAGGUCAAAGCAGUAUUUCACCAAGCAUCCGCAGAGAGGUUACCUGCCGGUGCAAUCUGUGCUGGAAGCCGAGAGCUCGGAGACGCCAUGCUCUUCGCCCAAGCUGCCUCAUGCAGACACACACAGCAGGAUUGAACAUUAUGCCAGCAGAUUGGCAGAAAUGGAGAGCCAGAACUGUUCAUUCUUCACGGAUAGCCUGUCUCCUGAUGAAAGUCUCUGGUGUUUGGCUAGCAUCAUACUGUUUUCCCUCCUGAAUCAUGCUACCCGUGUGUGCAGCCUUCACCCUCCACCUGUGUGCAUUGUUCACGUUUUGCUCAUUGCCAGGGAUGAAGAUCAGUACCUCCUGCGUCACUCCAGCCCAGCCCUGGACAAUGACUCACCCUGCGGACAGCACAUGUUGCUGGCCCACCUGGAGCACCAGGACAAGGAUCAGCUCCAAUGCACCCUGGCCCGCCUGGAGAAUGAGAACAGGGUGCUGCAGAGCGAGUACAGGAGGCUCAAGUGGAAGCACGAGGAGGCGGCGUCAGUUCCCAUGCUGACUGAGGCUGGAGAGAGCGGCCCAGGUUCACCCACGGAGGGAGGGCAGCAGGAUGAGGAGCUCCUGGCCGAGGCACGGGUCCUCCGGCAACACAAGACACGCCUGGAGACCCGUAUGCAGAUCCUGGAGGAUCACAACAAACAGCUGGAGUCCCAGCUUCGUAGGCUCAGGGAGCUACUGCUACAGCCAAAAGAUGACUCGGAGGCCAACGGAUCAGAGCCGUCAACUCUGUCUUCUCCCGUGUCUGGAGGGGGUCACCAUGGGGAACUUGCCAGCAGAGAGACCACUGACACUGAAGCAGCAGGAGAUGAUAUGGAGCACGAACAGGAUACGGUGCUGCAGCUCCAGGAAGUCAUCGAGCAGCUGAGAAAUGUCUUCCCUUCAGAACCGGGCACCACCUCACACAUCUAACCCCAAGUGGGCCUGGAGGAGCAGAGUGAAAACCUGAAAGUAUGCCCAAGGGCACAGGGAGGAGCUCCACACAUCUGUGGUCAGGCCACAGUACAACGGGCCCUGUGAUCAUUGCAGCAGCUAUGAUACCCAGAGCUAACCCUUGAAUGGAAUCUGUGCACUAAAAGCCUUUUUCAUGCAAACUGAUAAAGGCUCACACUGAUGUCCGUUUGGCCAGGCUGUGCUUCAUAAUUUCAGUGGCACAGCCUGACACCAUGUUAACGAGCC
Perca flavescens (yellow perch) is the source of this 3670-nucleotide messenger RNA. RefSeq names its product dystrophin related protein 2 (gene drp2). Gene Ontology annotation, biological process: synaptic signaling. Bases 659 to 3403 code for a protein of 914 amino acids. The transcript has 27 exons. Lineage: Eukaryota; Metazoa; Chordata; Actinopteri; Perciformes; Percidae. Gene Ontology annotation, molecular function: zinc ion binding; protein binding. Gene Ontology annotation, cellular component: plasma membrane. The record is from RefSeq and is a predicted model, not a curated record.